ACGUAUUUUUAACAGCUAACUUUCUUUUUCUCCUUUCUCCAAUCUCUACUUUCCAUUUCUACUCUCCAUUGAAGAAAGCCUCCCAAAAAUGGAGCUUCCCUUUGGGAAAUACUCCACUUCAACUCAAAGAACCCCAAGAAUAUUCAUACUUCUAGUUUUAGCAGUUAUUGUUCUGGGUCUUAUCCCUCUUUAUCACCCAUUUAAUUGGUACCCAGCAGAUUUAUUAACCCAAUAUCCAUCUGAAAUUUCACCCACUACAUACCAUGCUGAGGAGCAGAAAAUAAAGAUUAAAGAGCCAGAAACAUGUGAUAUUUUCAGUGGAGAAUGGGUUUGGAAUCCGGAUGGUCCAUAUUAUACGAAUAUGACUUGUUUUGCGAUCCAUGAGCACCAAAAUUGUAUGAAGUAUGGUAGACCGGAUUCUGAUUACUUGAAGUAUAGGUGGAAGCCUAAUGGUUGUGAGCUUCCCAUAUUCAACCCGUUUCAGUUUUUAGAUAUGGUUAGAAACAAGUCUUUGGCACUUGUUGGUGAUUCAGUUGGAAGAAAUCAAAUGCAGUCCUUGAUUUGUCUCUUGGGCCGGGUGGAAUAUCCUGAGGAUAUAUCUGAUAAUCCAGAUCAAGCUUUCAAAAAGUUAAGAUACAAAACUUACAACUUUACAUUAGCAACAUAUUGGUCGCCAUUUUUGGUGUCAACGAAAGAAGCAGAUAAAGAUGGUCCAAGCCAUACUGGAGUCUUCAACCUUUACCUUGAUGAAGCAGAUGAAAAAUGGACCAACGAAAUUGAAGGAUACGACUAUGUAAUCUUAAACGCCGGCCACUGGUUUGCUCGGAUUAGCGUCUACUACGAGAACAACCAACGAGUUGGCUGCAGGUACUGUGGACUGCCAAAUGUCACUGCACUCCCACUUAACUAUGCAUACCAAAGGGCAUUCAGAACUGCUCUUAAAGCCAUCAAUGACUUAGAAAAUUUUAAGGGUGUAGCGAUUCUUAGGACUUUUGCACCUUCUCAUUUUGAAGGUGGGGACUGGAAUAGUGGAGGGGAUUGUGUAAGGACAAGGCCGUUCAGAAGUAAUGAGACCGCGUUGGAAGGUCAAAGCUUGGAGCAAUACCAGAUCCAAGUUGAAGAAUUUAAGGCUGCAGAGAAGGAAGGGAAGGCGAAGGGGAAGAGAUUUAGAUUGAUGGACACAACACAAGCAAUGUUAUUGAGACCAGAUGGUCAUCCAAGUAAAUAUGGGCAUUGGCCAAAUGCGAAUGUGGUAUUGUACAAUGACUGUGUUCAUUGGUGCUUGCCUGGUCCUAUUGAUUCUUGGGCUGAUUUCUUGUUUCAUAUGAUCAAGAUGGAGGGCACCAGAUCCCUAGAGGAAAAGCUUCAAUGAGAGAGCUAAACAAUACAAUGUACUUUGAUUUUUUAUUUGUUCAAUUUAUUUUAGGAUGUUGUCAUUUAAAGAGGAGCUCUGUUUCUUGGAUAGUUAUGGUUGAUGUUAAGAUGUAACCAUUGCACUGUCAGAAAAUGAGGAAAAAAGCCUUGUCGAACUUUAUAGAGCUGAUGAUAUUUCUCCUCA
Molecule: messenger RNA, 1558 nt
Organism: Nicotiana attenuata
Lineage: Eukaryota; Viridiplantae; Streptophyta; Magnoliopsida; Solanales; Solanaceae
Product: protein trichome birefringence-like 19
Exons: 2
Coding region: 89-1372 (427 amino acids)
Cellular component (GO): Golgi apparatus
Molecular function (GO): O-acetyltransferase activity
Source: RefSeq, a predicted model, not a curated record